Brugia pahangi is the source of this 2121-nucleotide messenger RNA. Lineage: Eukaryota; Metazoa; Nematoda; Chromadorea; Rhabditida; Onchocercidae. The record is from the annotation of a GenBank genome assembly.
AUGAAUGCAAGUGGUAGAAUUCCCAGUUAUUUUGCAGGUAUAGAUCCAUCUACCAACAUACAAUUUUCGCCUCCUGAAUCACUGUUUCCAUUGCACCAGCCACAAAGUUGUAUUUUUCCAGAUAAUAAUCCUCGUUUGAAAAAGGAUAUCACUGUAUUCCCGAUGCAGGAUAAUAAAGUAUUAACUGAAGAAGUGGGAUUUGAACAUAGCGUACCGCGUUCUCCUAAAAACGUAUCAGGAACAGAAUUUCAUUCUUGCGGUGGAACGUUUAAAGUUCAUCAGUCUGUGGAAGAUGGACGCUCUCGUCUGCAAAUCUGUCCUUCUGCACCGGAAUAUCGGUCCGUCAAUAUCAACAAAUUGCCGGAGGCAUUAAGCUCUAAUACGUUGCAUCUUAUCGCUCCGUACGCCCAAAACGGAACAAAUAGUCUAAGCACGACACCUGUUCAAGAAGUGCUUCAGGGUCAGAGUGGAGUGAAUCUUAUGUUGAGCAGUUCAAAUGAGCUGCAGCAUCAUCAGGCUAAUAGGAAGAGAGCACAGCCACAUCAUUCUAACAGACGACGAAAUCACACCUACUCAUCACUAGUGGAGCCAAUUAUUAGUGAAAAAAUGAUGGUCACACCAGGUCAUUUGUACAUAAGACCAGAGCAGCAGCGCAUAAGUACAUCUGAUGCACAACAAGUCGUUGGCACCAAAAAUUACAUUGGAGAUGCCAAAGUUGUCGUUGGAAGUGAACAGGGUGGCUGUUUUACACAACUACCAAUUGUGAGAAAAUAUGGUGUUGAUGAGUCUGUUAAAUUGAAUGCGCCGGAAAUGCAGCGCUUAUCCAGAGAUGAUUUCAUGCCAGAUAUGCUAAUUCAGCGAAAACGAACAUGCACCGAUGAUAUCACUGCUCGAAAACAACAUAGAGUUACUAAAAAGCUCAAAGAGGCGGCAGAGCAAAAGAAAACAUUUGGUGUACAACUUGCUUCAGGUGCUGCACAAACUAAUAAUGAAAGUACUACUUGGACAGGAAAUCCUGUACCGACUCUUCCAUCUCAUAUAACGUUAGAAACUGCCACCUUGACUAAUCCUAAUUUUCUGGCGCAACAGUUCCAAACUGCUGACAACAUAAAUGGAAAUCAGGUUGAGCCUAAUACUGUUGAAAAUAAUUCUGCAUUGGAUAAAUUGAAGCUUGCAGCAAUUUUCUCUUAUGCGAAAUCGGAAUUGCUGCGAAACAAUUUAUUCAGAGAGAUGCUGUCGCAGCUGCAUCCAAACUGUGGAACCAAUCUGAAUUCGCAAAUGCAAACAAGUACCUCUACGACAACACAACAGGCAAACAACUGGCAAGCUACAGCAAUGCAAAACGCAGAACUUGUAGCAUUAUAUCAACAAUUGUUGGCGAAACCCGACAUGGUAAAUACCAUACAAUCAACCCAACCGGUGAAUGCACCUGUUACUGGAGUAACUUCGCAGAAUCUGCCGAACUUUAAUCCUUUAUUAUCAAAUGCCGCUUCGAUGAUGAUAAUUUCGCAGCUGGAAGCUGCUGCAUACAUACAGUACCAGUCAAAAAUUCAACAGAUGUCUGCCUCUUCCAUGUCGUUAGAGUAUCUUUCUAAUUACGUUAAUUACAUUAAAAUGCUUGCGGGUUUUUCGGUAGCGCAAAGUCAGCCACAGCCAUCAGAUCCAGUUGCCCCAACAAAUGGUGAACAGCAACAAUAUCAAAACGUUCAAGAGGCGCAGUCCCGAUUUAUUUUCCCAAAUUACUCCUUCCCAACAACCUUUCCACUUAAUUCUGUUCUUACUCAUAACUUAAAUUUGAAUACGAAUCAGUGGUUGAAUUAUUAUAUGCGAUUGCUCGCUAUUCAAUCCAGUCCAGUAGGGCCGUCCACUUCAUCCACCACUUCAUUAUGGAAUCCACUCUCUACACCUACGCUUCAGAACGCUGCACCGGCACCUGUGCCGAAUGUACAGAAGGAGCCCUGUGAUUUAACGACACAGCGCAAUGGUGGUGGUGGUAGCGGGGGCAGUCGGGAACGACAUCCGAAUGAUUUGGAGGUGGCAGAGAUACUAGCAUCAAUCGCUGAUACUCCUUCUGGACAUAAAGGUAUUUUUAUUGGAAUAUUUUCUGAAUUUCUUAGUUGA